UGUGUUUUUCUCUUAAAAUAGAGAUGCUACAAGAAUGUGGGUUACGUUGUUUAUGAAGAAGCAGAGUGUAACAGUUUCUUUUUACAGAACUGAACAAUGACCAUAGUUGACAAAGCUUCUGAAUCUUCAGACGCAUCAACCUGUCAGAAUCAGCCUGGCAGUUCUGAGGCAGUCUCACCUGGAGACAUGGAUGCAGGUUCUGCCGGCUGGGGUGCUGUGUCUUCGUUAAAUGAUGUUUCAAAUCACACGCUUUCUUUAGGACCAGUACCUGGUGCUGUAGUUUAUUCAAGUUCAUCUGUACCUGAUAAAUCAAAACCGUCACCACAAAAGGAUCAAGCCCUAGGUGAUGGCAUUGCCCCUCCACAGAAAGUUCUUUUCCCAUCUGAGAAGAUUUGUCUUAAGUGGCAGCAGACGCAUAGAGUUGGAGCUGGGCUCCAGAAUUUGGGCAAUACCUGUUUUGCCAACGCAGCAUUGCAGUGUUUAACUUACACACCGCCUCUCGCCAAUUACAUGCUAUCGCACGAACACUCCAAGACAUGUCAUGCAGAAGGAUUUUGUAUGAUGUGUACAAUGCAAGCACAUAUCACCCAGGCACUCAGUAAUCCUGGGGAUGUUAUUAAACCGAUGUUUGUCAUUAAUGAGAUGCGGCGAAUAGCUAGGCACUUCCGCUUUGGAAACCAAGAAGAUGCCCAUGAAUUUCUUCAAUACACUGUUGAUGCUAUGCAAAAAGCCUGCUUGAACGGCAGCAAUAAAUUAGAUAGACACACCCAGGCCACCACACUCGUUUGUCAGAUAUUUGGAGGAUACCUAAGAUCUAGAGUCAAAUGUUUAAAUUGCAAAGGUGUCUCAGAUACUUUUGAUCCAUAUCUUGAUAUAACAUUGGAGAUAAAGGCUGCUCAGAGUGUUAACAAGGCCUUGGAGCAGUUUGUGAAGCCGGAACAGCUUGACGGCGAGAACUCAUACAAGUGCAGCAAGUGUAAAAAGAUGGUUCCAGCCUCAAAGAGGUUCACUAUACAUAGAUCCUCCAAUGUUCUUACACUUUCUCUGAAACGCUUUGCAAAUUUUACUGGUGGAAAAAUUGCUAAGGAUGUGAAAUACCCUGAGUAUCUUGAUAUUCGACCAUACAUGUCUCAACCAAAUGGAGAACCAAUUAUUUAUGUUUUGUAUGCAGUGCUGGUACACACUGGUUUUAAUUGCCAUGCUGGCCAUUACUUCUGCUACAUAAAAGCUAGCAAUGGCCUCUGGUAUCAAAUGAAUGACUCCAUCGUAUCUACCAGUGACAUUAGAUCGGUACUCAGUCAACAAGCUUAUGUUCUCUUUUAUAUCAGGUCCCAUGAUGUGAAAAAUGGAGGUGAACUUACUCAUUCCACCCACAGCCCCGGCCAGUCCUCUCCCCGACCAGUAAUCACUCAGCGGGUCGUCAACAACAAACAGGCCGCACCAGGGUUUAUCGGACCACAGCUUCCUUCUCACAUGAUAAAGAACCCACCUCACUUAAAUGGGACCGGACCAUUGAAGGAGACGCCGAGCAGUUCCAUGUCGAGUGCUAACGGAAAUUCCAGCGUCAGCAGGGCUGGUCCUGUUAAUGCUUCGACUUCUGUUCAAAACUGGUCAGUUAACAGGCCCUCAGUUAUUCCAGAACAUCCCAAGAAACAAAAAAUCACGAUCAGUAUUCACAACAAGUUGCCUGUUCGCCCAGGUCAGUCUCAGCCUAACCUUCACAGCGGUUCUUUGGAGAACCCAAACAAGCCUGUGCCCUCCUCUCCCAUCACCGCUUCUCCCGCAGUGCAGUCUACCUCCAGUGCGCCCGCCGCGCCGGCCUCCAGCAAAGUAGCGAAGCAGAUGACCCCGGCUGAGUCCUGCGCCACGCCGGUGAUGAACGGCAAGUCCAAGCUGAACUCAAGCGUCCUGGUCCCCUAUGGUGCCGAGUCAUCUGAGGAGUCGGACGAGGAGGCCAAGGGCCUCAGCAAGGAGAACGGUCUGGGUACGACCGAGAGCUCGCCCUCUUCUGCUCAGGGUGCCGAAGACGACGAGGCCUCUCAGCACGAACUUCUAGAACCUGCUGCUCUAAAUGGUGCUAAUAGUACAGACGGCGACCUGAAAGAGAACGGUCUGUCAUUUGAUGGUGCCAGUUGCCAAGUCCAGCCUGCUCUACACUCGGAAAAUCCCUUUUCUAAGGCAAACGGUCUACCUGGAAAGUUGAUGCCUGCUCCUUUGCCACCUCUCCCAGAAGACAAAAUCUUAGAGACCUUCAAACUUAGCAACAAAACGAAAGGCUCGGCAGAUGGAAUGAGUCCAACCCGGACCGAGGAGAGCCCUGCCGAGAGUCCGGAAGCAGCCCCGGAGGCCGGCAGCCCCGCUCCUGACGCCCGGGACAAGCUGCAGACGCUCACGAGUCUCAGCAGCAAGCUGAAGAAGGCUCUGCUGCUCUCGGAGCCCGGCAGCAAACCCACCAAAGACGACGUCGCCGAGAGCGUCUCCGCGGAGCCCGCCGAGCCUCUGCCCAGCACCACCGUACUCUGUAACAGCAGCAUGAGCGCCGCUGGGCACGAUCAGCUCGCCGCACUCUGUGAGCCCGCGGAUCUGACAAACGAUCCGAGCAGGCCAUCGCAGGCCGCAAAGGGGGCGUUACUGGAGAGUCCCCGGGACUCAGCAGCGAUGGAGACGGUGGGGAGGCUGAGCCCGAGUCCCUCAGCGCGUGCUGAGGGUGACCGUGAGCAUGAACUCUCAUUGUGCAGCGGUUGCGACAAGUGCACGGCCAUGGAGGACCCUUCCAAAAGCACAGGCGCGUCUGCAGAGGAGUCGCCCUCUCCUCAAUUAGACAAGAUCACAGAGGGUCCUCCCGAGGGGGGGCCUGAACACAGUAACAGUGAGAGAGGUGAAGAAAAUAAGGUUGCGCAGAAAGUUCAGGAUCAUUCUCCAGUUAAGGAAAAAAUCAGUACUCUUAGAAAAGUUGAUCGAGGACAUUAUCGCAACCGAAGAGAUCGCUCCUCCAGUGGAGAGCGUGCAAGGGAAAGUAGGAGCAAGACCGAGGACCAUUAUCACAAAAAACGGCACUCCUACGUGAGAGAGCGGGCUAAGCAGGAGCGCUACCGGCCGGAGCACUGCAACGGGAGCCAGCACCAGCCCUGUCACGGGGAGAGGGGCAGCCCCAGCGAGCACCGCUCCCUGGGCAGGUACGGCCACCACCACUCUCGAAAUAGAGGCGGGUCAGACCAGGAAUGGAGCAGGUACCACCACUCAGAAAGCGAACACUCCUGGGGCCGGGAGAAAUACUACCCGGAGAAGAUGAGGUGGGACAAGUGCAGGUAUUACCACGACAGGUACGCCCCCUACGCGGCCAGGGAGGUGUGGGAGUGGAAGCCUUUCCACGGCGACCGCGAGUAUGACAAGGCGGGUCAGUACGCCAGCCGGCCGCACAAGGACUACUCGAAAAGCAGGAAGGGCUAUGAGUUGCUUGCUAAAGAAAAGGGCCGACACCACUUCAGCAGCCCCCGAGCAGGCCCGUCCCACGUCCUUCCUCUGUACCCCGAGAAGUACGCCCAGGAGAAGGUUGCACUUGUAGCUGAAGACAACACUUACCACCUCGCCGAUCGGUUUCACGAACACGAAACUGUCAAGGCACGGAAGCGGAGAUACGAUAGUCUAGAAAAUGCUGACAGUCACAUAGGAAAGAAAGCCUGGAGGAGCUUACCACGGGACCCUUUAGAAGAACCUAAAGUGAAGAAGCACAAAAAAUCAAAGAAGAAAAAGAAAUCCAAAGACAAACACCGCGAUCGAGAUUCCAGGCACCAGCAGGACUCCGAGCUGUCGGGAGCGCACUCUGACGCCGACCUCCACAGGCACAGGAAGAAGAAGAAGAAGAGGAAGAGGCACUCCCGCAAGUGCGAGGAUGCGCUCAGAGACUCAGGGCUGCGCCUGGCCAAGGCCGCCGCCUGCGAGACUGUCGCCCGCUUCCGGAGGGCGGCCGGCGGCUUCCCGCUCGCCGAGGGCCUGCCUCUGGAGGGCGCCGGGCCUUUCCGCGAGAACACGAAGGCCUUCCGCAUGGAGAGCAGGGCCGACAGGUGUCGUCUGUCGGAGUGCGGCCAGGGUAAGAGGAGGUGCUCGGAACUAAGGACGCACAAACUCUGUCGGGAGGGGCGGCGCACGGGGGAAGAAGAGCCCGCGGUCCGAAGGGUGCGGAGCCCCGCGUGGUGGCCCUGCUCCCUGGCGUUUCCCGCGAGCCGGGCCCCAGAACUUCUGCGAUCGCCCUCUGGGACUCAGGGCUGUGCUGUCUGAGUGUCUCCUGGAGGCCCAGAACUUUUGUUUUUAAGCCACUUUUGACGGAAAUGUUUUUGCAGUCUGUCUGUCUCUAAAUCCUUACCGCGCCCCGCCCCCCCCAGGCAUGGCGAGUGUGACCCAGGGCCCAGUCGCCCUCCCUGCUCCCGGGGCACCUCAGGCAGCUGCUCACCUCUCCGGCGGGCUUCGGGGCCUCUGGCCCCGGGGAGAGCGCCUGGCCGAGGGUGGGGGGUCCCAGGCGGCCGAGGGCAGGGGUUGGCACCCUGCGCGGCGAGAGCGGCAUUGGUCAGCGCUCAGGGAAGUCUGAGGCAGCGAAUCACGGUUCACAGAGAGUUCAGCGGGACAGGCCGGCCACUCACUCGGUCGUCACACGGCCGGUUGCUCAGUCACACGGCCAGCAGCACCCGGCCCAGUGUGGCCCACGAGCUGAGACCAUGUCGGCUGGCCUUUCGCCGGGAGAGUUUGCCAGCCCCUGCCCUGGACCCCCAAGGUGCCCUUUCGUGACUGCCCUGUCAUCUUGGUUGCCCAGAGGCCUUUUGGUUCCCAACUCUGGGAUUUGGGUGAGAUGUCGUGUGUUACGGGGGCAGGCCCAUCCCCUCCGGUGGCCCACAGCCCAUGAUUGUUGGUUGAAGAGGGGUCAUCUCAGCUAGGUGGUCCCACAGAGCAUCGGUGCUAGGAGGGCACCGGGUGACCUGAGGGAUGGACUGUUCCCCCGCAGGGCAGUGCCGUGGGACGUGCUGCGGGCACUCCGUGAGGCAGGGUGCCUUCCCCAGUGGCGGUGACGCUGCAGCCGGGUGGCGCCGUUUCUUUAAGAAAUUAAUUCCGUGCAUUUCAGAUUGGCUUCCCCGAGCACUUCAGGAGUUUGGGGAAGGGCUUGGGAGGGAAAGGAGGUUGAGGGUGGACUCUGGUAGGUGGCACUUGUGGCCUAGACAUGAGUCUCCAGGGGCUCAGUCAGGCUUCUUGUGGAGCAGUGGCCCUGUGUCCCUGUCCUUGGUCCGGGUGCACCCCGUGAUGGUGUGCACCUGCGCUUCCGCCCGAGCGGGCUGAGCAGCCCGUGUGCCCGUCCCGUCCCGUCCUCCCCUAGAAGGGCCACCCGCUUGGCCUUCUGUGCGACUGGCUGCGGACAGGCCCCCCUGCCUGUCUGCCACGCGCCCUCCGGCCUCGUGCCGCGACCGCUCCCCUCUCCCCUGCUCCUGUUCUCGGCCCGCGGGUUGCGCUCCUCCUGGCAGACGCUGCUCUCUGACCCGCCUGCGGGCCGCGGCCUUCCGUGAGCCACGCCACCUCCUGCUUUCACUGGGACCCUGGAGAAGUAGCUACGUGACAGCGUGGCCUCCUCAGCCUCAGGUAGCAGGGAUCUCGGGCGACAGUCAGCUGCCGGGCCGGUUGGGGGUGUGAUCAUUGGUGCGCACGGCGUAGGCGCCCGCUGUCGCAAACCACCGUGAAGUCUUUCCUGACCUUUGCUUUCUAGGUGAUUGAAAACUUGGCCUCCAGACAAAAACUUCACCUGUUCUGGUAAGCUCCUCUCCUGUCUGUGUGUCUCGUGGGCGUCGUGGCCCUGGGGGAUGCGGGUGGAGCUGCGCAAGCGGGGGCAGCAGACCCUCCGGCCUGGGUCCAGGCGCUGGAGCUGUGCUGAGUUCCGGCUGCGGCCUGGGGGCACCGGAACUGUGUCCCACCGCCCCCCCCCCAGCCCCGCCGUCCCCCACUGUAAGGGAAGGGGACAAGCGUAAGGCCCUGAGUCGGCAGGCCUUUGGUCCAUGCCUGGAGAGCUGCAGCAGCCCUGUCCCUUGCCCCUGACCUACCCAGCUGCCCGAGAGGCCCCGGGACCCCCGCUCCUUCACUGCCUGGGCCGCGGCUUUGGGGACAGGGGUCAGCCGCCCCCGCCCGGCCGGCCCGGGGCACCGACCCCUGUGCAGACCUGGGAACCACCGAGGCGGGCGACCUCGCGCCCAUUCACACAGGGACUUUGCUUUAUCCGGAUGCAGUUUGGGUGCUUUAAAGCAGAUCAGAACCUGGGCGUCAAGUAACUUCCCGCUGGCAUGUCACUCAGGGGCCCCGGGAGUCCGUAGUUCGUGCAGGGCGCCCUGCACCUGCCGAGGCGGAGGGGAAGCGAGCCAUUUUGCUGCUGAAAGGGAACUUUGUCCAAAUGUGGUACUUCUCGCAGCGAGGGGGACCGUGAAUGAAUGUCAGUGAGUCGUCUGCAGAGGACAGUGAGCAUUAACUCCGAGCCUCAGGGCGCGCCCUCGGGAGGGCCAGGCCGGGAGCCGCUCCGCCCCGGCGCGAGCGGGCCGGGUGGGAAGGGUGGGCGGCCCGCGCCCAGCAGAUGGCGCCCUCCGCGCGGGCCGCCGUCCUCGCAAAGAGCUCCCCGCGGCCCGGGGCCUCGACCAAGCCGUGCGUGCUCCCCGGAGGCCGCCGCGGGGCCACCCGCCGGCAGGCACUAACGCCGCCGCCUCCUGUCUUUCAGAUUCGAGUGUCCAACAGAAGCCAUCCCCAACCCAGCUUAAAUUAUAAAGAGAGAGGAGAACUCUGUCCAAAUCUGCGUGGUGCUUUAGUAAAUACUGUACAGAUUUUACCAUGAAGAACUUUUUUUUUAGUUUUUACCUUUUCUUAAUUACCCUUCUUCCAAACGGAUGAACACUUUCUACAACUGCUGACCAUUGUACAAUACGUUGUAUAUAGAUCACAUUGAAAUAACGCCCUGGACUAGAACAUCUCAAUGCUGCUUAAUCACAGACUCAGGUUGAUCACCGUGUCCACGUAACGCUCCUCCGAGGCGGACAGCCGUGCGGCCACCGGGAGGCCGCGGGAUCGCUAAGGACAGACGACAGUGUGCAUACUUAAUUUAAAGACUUAUUUAAAGAGUCACGGGCUCUCAGCUAGACUUUUGAGAGCAGUGUGUUUUCUGUAAUGUCUGAUACUAGAAACUAAUUUGCUUCAUAUUUUAGUUGUAUUCAAGAUUUGAAGAUGUAUUUUAUAGACAAGUUCUGUUUUUGAACUUUGUGGAACUAUUCCAAUCAAUUUACCAGUUAUGAUGAGUAUUUACAUUAUGAAUGUAUAAUCCAAACAUUAUUUGUAAAGCCUACAGUAUGUUUUUAUUACAUAACACUUUUUUAUACAGUGUCUCUUGUCUUGACUAUGAUAUUGGAGUCUGAGUCGUCAGCUUGGUCCCUUAAAGUUUCUAGUUACAGACAGAAUCAUACUGUGAUUUUAUUUUUAAUAUGGAUAUGCUAUCAAACUGUGAUACACUUAGAAUUCACUGGUCCUGCAUCAGGAGACGGAGUGGGGAGACUGUGUUGGAUACAGUUUGUAUCUGAAUGAUCUGUAUGCUUCAUACAGUUGCUGUUGUUCAGAGAUGUCUAAAGUUUGAUCUUUGUUUUUUUAAAGAUUAAAAAAGCACUUGCCCCACUGUAAAUAUACAGCAUGUAAAAUUUAUAUAGUAUAUAAAUGGCAGCAAAUUAAA
Equus quagga is the source of this 7735-nucleotide messenger RNA. RefSeq names its product ubiquitin specific peptidase 42 (gene USP42). The record is from RefSeq and is a predicted model, not a curated record. Gene Ontology annotation, biological process: protein deubiquitination; regulation of apoptotic process. Gene Ontology annotation, molecular function: cysteine-type deubiquitinase activity; cysteine-type endopeptidase activity. The transcript is spliced from 16 exons. Lineage: Eukaryota; Metazoa; Chordata; Mammalia; Perissodactyla; Equidae. Bases 97 to 4278 code for a protein of 1393 amino acids. Gene Ontology annotation, cellular component: cytosol; nucleus.